AUGCAAAUUAAAAGUGCACUUUUGUUUAUACUUGUAGUUUAAUCAUGGCAAUAGGAAUAAAAUAUAUGUGUUUGUGGUCAUUUAAGCAAUUAAGAAUAGUGUGCUAAGUCAACAAUUUGUUAAUGGGAUGGCUAUUUUUGUGUUUUAAAAGAAGCUACUUAUAUUACAACAUAAAGUCAAUUAGAUCCAUCAAAUUGUAAAAUAUAUCCAUAAGAGAAGUGUAACACGUUAGAAAAAUGUGGAUUUUACUUAAAUAUGUGUACUGAAUUUAAGGAUUGUAGCAUAUUUUAGAAAGAUUAAUGUUCUGAAUCUUCAUACAAAUGUGUGAGUGAUGGGGAAAAAUGUGUUGAAGUAAAAGAAUGUGAAGAUUAUAUUACAAAUACAGCCUGUUAAAAUAAAAACAUUCGCAAUUAAUAUUGUGGUUGGAAUAUAUCAAAUACACCAUAUUGUCAAGAGGUCAAAGAUUGUAAAUUUUUACCUGAAUACUUUAAAUCAGAUUAAGAAUGUAGAUAAGCUCUUUCUUAUUGUACAGUAAGCCAAAAAUAUUUUGGGUGUUAAGAAAGUGCAGAAAAUUGUGAUGAUCAUUUGAUUGAAAAUUAAUGUAUUACUAAUAGAUCUCAAACAAUUAAAUGUUAUUGGAAUCCAAUAACAUAAUUAUGUAAAGAAUUGAAAUGUGAAAAUAUUACUGGCUAUACAGAUUAAAGUUGUAGGAAUAUAUUACCUUAAUGUACAACAAAUGGUUUAACUUGUACAGAUCGUAAAAGGUGUGAGGAUGCUAAAAGUAUUGAGGGAUGUAUAACAGAUGAAAACAAUAAGAAAUGUGCUUAUUCUAAAAAAGCAUGUAUGAUUAAAACUUGUUCUACUGCCUCUUAAGAAUAUUCAAAUUAUUUUCUUUGUUAAGGGUAUGAUGAUUAAUUAGAUUGUGUAAGUGUUAAAGGAGGUGGUUGUAAAAAGAGACCUAAUGAAUGUAUAGAUUUUGAAUAAUAACUUGAUUGUGAUUUAUAAGAAUCUUUGGGAUGUAUUUGGUAUGAUGAUAAAUGUUUGGUUAGAUAAUGUUCUUAUGCUCCUAUGAAGUAUACUUAAAAGGAAUGUUAAUAAUUUGGUGAAUGUAUUGGUAAAACAGGAGGUGGUUGUUAAGAUUGGCCAGAAGCAUGUGAAUUGAUAUUAGAAUAGGAAUUUUGUGAAUUUGAUAAGGCUGGAAAUUGGUGUAGAUGGUCUGAUGGUAAGUGUUUAUAAUUAAUAUGUACUAAUUUUAGAUAUCCAAAAUAUGAUUCUCAUACAAAAUGUCAAGAUUUAAGUAAGAAAUGUACAUAUAGUGCUUAAUAUGGAAGUUGUGUUGAUUAUUUAUGUGAAACAAAUACUGAUGAUAUGCCUUGUUUAAAAGAUUAUAAUGGUAAUAAAUGUAUAAAAAGAUUUGGAUGUACAGAUAAACUAUGUUCAAAAGCUCCAGUUGUUUUAAAUACAAAUGCUUUAUGUGAAGAUUGGUUACCUGAAUGUACAGUAAAUGUAUUGUUUUUUGGAAAAACUAAAAAUGUUAAAGGAUGUACAAAGAAGAAGGCAUCAUGUGGAGAGUAUUAUGUAGAAUAAUGUUUUACUACAAAUACAAAGGAAAAAUGUAAAUGGUAAACCAAUAAAUGUGUUCCUAAAUAAUGUAUUGAUGCAGAAAUAACAAUUAUAACUAAUGAGGAUUGUCUUAAUUACAAACCUAAAGGAACAACAGUCCCUUGCAUUUUAAAAGUUACUGGAGCUGGCUGUUAAGAUUGGCCUACAUUAUGUAGUAGUCUUGGAAAUUAAAUUCAAUGUGAUUAUGGAUUAUAUAAUGGUACAAAAUGUUAUUGGAAUGGAAGUAUGUGUAAAGAUAGAUCUUGUAGUAAUGCUAUUGCAUCUAUUAAUACUAAUAUCCUAUGCAAUCAAUUUAAUCCUUCUUGUAUAUUAGAUACAGAUUCACUUGGUUGCAGAGUUAGACCUACUAAUUUACUUUGUUCUGAUGCUCCUGACUCACCACUUUAUGAUUCUCAUGAAAAAUGUUAUGCAUGGAAUAAUUAAUGCACUGUUUAACCAAUUGUAGGUUGCUAUUAAAAAUAAGCCUUAUGUUCUAGUUAUUUCAUUAAUUAGUGCACUUAUACUAUAACAGGAUAAAAAUGUAAGUGGGAACCUAAUUAAUGUAGUGAUUUGAAUUGUGAAUUGAGAUAAGUUAGUGGUUCAGUAUAAAAUAGCCAUUGUGAGGCUUAUGAUAUUAAUUGCACUGUUCAAAUUCCAAGUACUUGUAUACCAUUAAAAUCAAAUUGUUCUCAAUAUACUGAAGAAUAAUCUUGUGUUAUAAAUUCAUCCUUCGAAGAUUGUUUAUGGAAUAAACCAUCAAGCAUAUGCUUUGAAGUCACUUGUGAAACAAAUACAUCGGCUUUGACUGAAUCCGAAUGUUUUCGUUAAAAGUAAGGGUUUAAGUGCUAAUUAAAAAUGAAUUCUAAUGGAAGCAGUAGUACUGGUUGUGAGACUAGAAAGACUAGUUGUAAUGGGUUACCUUAGGGAGUUUGUAAUAAAACAAUAUUAUAAAAUGGAACAAGAUGUUAUUUUUAUUCUUCAUCUUGUACAUAUUUAAGUAGUGAAAAUUGUGGUGCAAUCCAAACAGGAGGUUACUAAUUACAUCACAUUUGCUAGUAUUAUGCUUCAAAUUGCAUCGGAGAUUUGACAAAUGCAUAUAAUAAAUGUUAGCAUAGAUAUUAUUGUGGGUACUAUAAUAACACAUUAUGUAAUCAUAUGAUAGCAUAAUAUAACGAAUGUGUAAUUGACCCAUAUUAUAAUUAUUGUAGAGAUAAACUUGAUUGUUAUAGUUAUCCAGAGAAUUAAUGUUCUUGGAAUAGUUUAAAUGUUCGUUGUUAUUGGACAUCAUAUUAUUGUUCAUAGAGAGAUUGCAGCUAUUUUUCAGCUAGUUCAGACAGUAGUUGCCUAAGUUAAUCAAAAAUUUGUAAAUAUAAUAGUGGUUCAUCAUAUUGUUCUUUUAUAUAUUCUUGUUCUGAUGUUGAAAAUAGAGGAUCUACUGAUUGUGCAAAUACUGUAACAUAUUAUGGUGAACGAUGCUACCAUACUGGUAGUAUAUGCAGGUAUCGAGAUUGCGCUGAUAGAUAUGGAUAUUCUAAUCUUGAUUGUUAUAGUUGGAAGAGAAAUUGCAUAUUAGUUGGUGGUUCCUCUUCGUAUUGUCAAUCUACAUCCUGUGAAGGAUACUGGGAUAUCUAUUAAUGUUUAAGAAACAAUUGUCAAUGGUAAUAUAAUUAUGGCUGUAUUUCACAUAUACGCUGUGAUUAUAAUAAUACUGCAAUUCUUAACUAUGAUUGUGAACUAUUAAGUCCAAUUUGUAGGUUGAAUUACAGAAAAAAUUAGGGUUGUGCAUAUAGGUCUUGUGCAGAUAUUACUAAUUCAUCAAUUUGUAAUAUAGCCCUUAACUAUCAUUCAGUUUAUUGCACUUAUUCUUCAAGUUGUAUACAUAUGACUUGUAGUUAAAUUACAGAUUAAACAAAAUGUGUAAAUGCAUAUGCAUAUUUUAAUUCGGCUCAAACUUAUGUAGCUAAAUGUUAUUGGUGUGGAACUAGUUGUGCUUUCACAAAUUUAUGUAAUAUAACCAGUAGUAUUACCCCACAUUAGAAUUGCCAUUUUAAUAAUCCAGCAUAAACUGUUGCUUCAGAUACUUUUAAAUGCUCUUUAAAAAAAUAAAAUUGUAGUGACUAUACCUAUUAUAGAUAAUGUGAAUAUACAAUUUCUGGAUAGAAAUGCUAUUGGGAUAAAAAUCAAACCUAAAGUUGCAUUGAUUAUUGUCUAACUAAAUCUUAAGCUGGUUUAACUAAUGCUCAAUGUUAGACAUAUCAUAGUCAAUGUGUAGCUAAUUCCACUUCAGAUAAAUGUAUAUUCCUAGUCUGUUCAAAUUAUACUACUGAUUUGACUUGUAAUAAUUUAACAAAUUUAUGUAUGUGGGACCCUAUUGAUUCGAUAUGUGUGAAAUAUGAAACUUAUUUAUAUUGUCAUAGAUUUGGUAUAGAGGCAGAUUGUAAUUCUGGUUUAAACAGUAGUAAUAAUGGAUGUUUAUGGAAUUCAACAAAUUCAAAAUGUGAAGAUAGAACAUGUUCUAAUUAUGUUGGUAUACCAACUAGUUUAGUAGAUUGUGAUAAUUGGUUAAAAAAUUGUUAAUUUGAUUCCACAAAUAAUGUUUGUAUAGCUGAUUGUCAAAGUGCCCCAAAAUCAAAAUAAUAUGAUACCAUAACAGAAUGUGAGUAAUAUUAUUAAGAUAAAUCUUGUACAAUUGUUCCUGGAGUCAAAAAAUGUCAAUCAUUAUUUGAUGAUUGUACUUUAUAUUUGAUAGAUUAAAUGUGCUAAUUUGAUAGUUCUUAUAAUGUUUGUUAUUGGAGUAUUGAAUAAACUAAAUGUUUUACAUUAAAUAAUUGUCUUGUAUUAGAUUCAAUUAAUGAUACUCAUUUAAAAUGUAAUCAAUUAUGGAAAAAUUGUACUGUGAAUUCUACAGCAACAGGAUGCAUUGAAUUAGAUGAUUGUGCCAAUUAUACAGUAUAAACUUAGUGUUUUAUUGAUAAAAAUUAGAAUAAUUGUGAAUGGUUUUUAGGUGUAUGCUAAAAUAAAACUUGUAACACUGCUACUCUAGGUCUAUACACCCCAGCUGAUUGUCAAGCAUAUUUUCCAACAUCAUUAUGUACAAGCAAUAACGAUUCUAAUGCAUGUUUUGAAGGUCAUAAUGUUUGCAAGAAAUAUACUUAAGAUGCUUGUAGUCUACCAGGAUAAGUUAAUAGUUCAGGAGUACCUUGUUUUUGGGAUUUAGAUUAAUCAAGAUGUAGAGAGAAAGUAUGUAGUAAUGCUCCAUCUAAUUUUGAAACUAAUUUAUUAUGUGAGGGAUUUCUAGAUAAUAAAUAAUGUUAAAUUAUUGGUUGUAAGUAAGUUUAAUGUGAGGAUUUUCCAUAUAGAAAUGAUGAUACAUGUAAAUAUGCUAUGGAGAAUUUCAAAUGUACAACUAAUGGAUAUGAAUGUAUAGAGAGAGCUAAUUGUGAAAAUGCAUAAUUAGAAGAUGCUUGUACUUUUGAUUAUUAAAUGAAUGAAUGUUAAUGGUUUGAUUAUCCUAUGUAUGAAUGUGUCUAAAAAACAUGUGAGACAGCUCCUAUUGAACUCAUAACUCAUAUUGAAUGUUAAAAAUAUCUCAAAGGAUGUACUAAUAAAAUUGAAGGUGGAUGCACUAAUCUUAAAACAUGUACAGAAAUCAAUACUUAAGAUGGAUGUAAAAUAGAUAUCAAUAAUCAAGAAUGUUUAUGGGAUACUUUUUAUAAAAGAUGUUUUCAUAAUCAAUGUGAAGGAUUUUGUGGAGAUGGCAUGAUUUAAGUACCUAUAGAAGAAUGUGAUGAUGGUAAUUUUUUACCUUAUGAUGGUUGUUAUGAUUGCAAAAUCUAAUGUCCUCUAGGAUGUAAUGAUUGUAAUGGUAAGAUUUGUUAAAAAUGCAAUGAAAUUAAAGGAUAUUAUUAUAAUCCAGUUAUAUAAGAAUGUUAAACAAAAUGUGGAGAUAAAAUUGUUAAUGGAUAAGAAUAUUGUGAUGAUGGAAAUGAUAUUGAAUAUGAUGGUUGUUAUAAUUGUGAAUAUUCAUGCGAUAUCUAUUGUGUUAAUUGUUAUCAAGGAGAAUGCAUUGAAUGUCCUCAAGGAUUUAAUGAAUAGGGUCCAUAUUGUUUAAGUAAAUGUGGGGAUGGAAUCUUAAAUACUAUUUUUGAAGAAUGUGAUGAUGGUAAUAUCAAACCUGAUGAUGGAUGCAAUUAAAACUGUUUCAUAGAACCUAAUUGGAGAUGUAAAGUUAUAUCAUCUCUAAGUGAAUGCUAUUAUCUUGUUUAUCCUAAAAUUGUUCUUACUUUAUUAACAAAACAAACUGAAUAAACUUAGGAAGUAAAAUUGGGUUUUUCUGAAAAAGUCAAAUUAAAUAGUUCUUCAGUUACUUCUGAAGAUUUUCUAAAUUAAAUCAAAGUUAUUAUCACAAACAAAGAUAUUAUUGAUUUUUCAUUUAAUAUUGUACCUAUCAAACCUAUAUCAUAUGAAUUAGAUGAUGCUAGUUAUAGAAUUGCCUUAACUAUUAAAGAAUAGAUUUUGAAACCAAAUCUAAGAGUUAUAAUUAAGUCAAUAUAUUUAGUAAAUUAAUUUGAUAACAUCUUAUUUAUAGAACAAGAAGAUAUAAUUUUAAAUGAUUCUUUUGUAGUAUCUGAAGAAUCAAAAUCUGUAGCUGCUAAUGCGGCAUUUUUAAGUUAACUUAUCAUUUAUUCAGUUUUAGCAUUGGCUAUAGUUUCUUUUCUUAGUGGAAAUUUAGAAAUUUUAUUCAAUUUAAUAGAUGUUUUAUAGUAAUUAUCUUAUAUUAGAUUCAUAAAUAUCAAUUUUCCAUAUCAUUUAGAUUUAUAUUUUGAUGUAUUUAGUUUUGUUACAUUAUAACCUCUACUUGAUUAUGUUUAAUUUAACUCUUUUUUUGAGGAUUAUUUAAAUUUAGAAACUCCAGAAAUAUUUCCUACAGGUAAAUUCAAUAUGUUUGGAGUAAAUGCAUAUUUUGGUGUAAAUUUUUAAAGUUUCUUAAUUUGCAUGGUUGUGGGUUUUGCAAAUUAUUUUAUUGCUACAAUCAUUACAUAUAUAUUAAAAAAACCUACUAUAGGUUGGGGAGAUACUCCAAGUAAAAUUUCGAGAUAUUUUUAUAUGAUAAUUAUGAAAGCAUAUUAAUUACUUUUUUCUACUGCCUUUUCUUAUAUGCAAUAUUUUUUCUUCUCAGGAUUAAUUAGAAUUUUUUUAUCAAACUAUUAUGAUCUAACAUUUUCAGCAUUACUCUAAGUUAUGAAUUUCAAUACAUAAACAACUUUAUUAUAAUGGAGUUCAUUUAUUGCAUCAAUUACAUUGAUAAUGAAUGCAUCAUUAAUAUUAUUAUUUUAUGCUUCAUUAUCAAAGAAAAAUGUAUUCUAAAAAAGAUUAUUUGUAUUAGUUGAUGGAUUAAAUAUUGGAAGAAAUAAAUGGAAUAAAUAAUUUAAUACAGUAACUUUAGUAAAAAAAUUGUGUUUUAUUUACACAUUAAUUUUACUUUAAGAAAAUCCAAUAUUUUAAACUUUAUUAGUUUCCUUUAUCUCUGCAGUUUUUGCUAUUUAUGUUUUAUUAUUACAACCUUUUGAACAUCAAUUUGAAAACUAUAAACUAAUUGUUACUGAAUUUUGUGUAAGUUUCAAUACUUGUUCAUUUUUAGUUUAUUGCUCAAAAGAAAUAUUUGAUAAUAGUGAUAUUUCAAAUAUGCUUGGAUGGUUAAAUGUUUUCAUAUUCAGUUUAAUCUUAACUUUUAGUUUAGCUUUGGAUUCUUAUUCUUAGAUUUUAUAACUAAAAAGAUUAUUUGAUAGAAUGACAAAACCUAAAGUUAUAAAGAAAUAAAUAAAAGUUUAGUCAACUAAAUUGUUCACUAUUGUAGGAGAAAACGAAAUAAAUUUUUGA
Paramecium pentaurelia is the source of this 7482-nucleotide messenger RNA. Lineage: Eukaryota; Ciliophora; Oligohymenophorea; Peniculida; Parameciidae. The record is from the annotation of a GenBank genome assembly.